This is a messenger RNA of Pocillopora meandrina, 1375 nucleotides long. The record is from the annotation of a GenBank genome assembly. NCBI's taxonomy places the organism in Eukaryota, Metazoa, Cnidaria, Anthozoa, Scleractinia, Pocilloporidae.
UUCAAAAGAUCCAAUGUGACCGGUGUGGUUACCCUUCUUGUUGACUCCCAACCAUUGUCCGUUUUCUGUCACAUUGGAAAUUUCGGGUGCGGAGAUGGAGGAUGGACGCCAGUCAUGAAGAUUGACGGCAGAGAGGUGCAUAAUUUUAUUGAAUAAUUUAUUUCCUGUAUAAACCCACUUUCUUUCAAAACGUUGCAAGUUAAAAACGUGCGUGUUACAUAUGUAUGUAUGUAUGCCUUUAGUUGUCUUUCAUUGAGAAGGUAAUACAUGAAGAACAGACUUCGUUCAACGUAAAUUUUAAGACUUGUUGUGUGUAGGGACUGUUGAAAAAGGAUGAAAAAGAAUGCAAAAAUAUAUUCUAACAUUUUUGUCUCAAGUAGCAUGUAACGGCUAUUUAAGAAAUACACACCAUUAAGAUCGUAAUUCGGUUAAAAGCUGUCCGGAACAAACAAGAUAUCUUAUCUCAGUUAAAGUUCCACACUGGUUAAUAAGUAUGUAGAUAUCACCCUGAUUUAAAGAGCUGUCACUGCUCAUUCCCCGAGCAGCGGGAGGGAGGAUAGGUAGAGGAGGAUUCUUGGAGGACUAUAUAACAUUAGGAGCCAAUUAACUUGCCAAUAAGGAGAAAUCGUUGAUCAUAGCAAUAUUACAGUCUUAUGGGGAGAUCAGGUUACUUUUAUCGUGACAUAACCAAAAUCCAAUCCUUUUUUUUACGAUGGCGUAAUCUCCAAGGUCAAUUUAACGGUAAAACAAAUGAGUAAUGGAUUAAUAAAUGCAGAUACACGACAGGGCUUUGACAGAAAAUAUCCAUUAAUUCGGAGUUAAUUAAAAAAAAAAAUUAAUUGCUCCUAUAUUUCAGACCACCUUCCAUUAUGACAAGCAUUACUGGAUAAAUUACCAAGGAUACAAUCUUCCCGGAGGAGAGACUGGGUUCGACGGACAAGAGUCAAAGCUACCCACCUACUGGAACACAUCCUUCUCCAAGAUCUGUCUCGGUAUGAAGAUCAACCAACAGCUCAGGUUCAUUGUCAUCCACAAGCAGGCUGACUCUCUGCACUCACUGAUCGCUGAUGGCCAAUACCGCGCCACCUCACUUGGUCGUGACGAGUGGAAAGAGUUGAUUGGUUCCCAAGGCUCGUUACAGGACAACUGCAACAAAGAAGGGUUUAAUGUCGUUUGUAGUUGGAGUACAUAUUCUAAAGCCAGAAUUGGUAUUGUUAGCGAAAACAAGAAUGAGUGUGGCUCGUGCGACUCAAGGAUCGGUUUUGGCACAAAAGGGCAACCUGACGAUUCAAACACGUGUGGUAACGAGGCCGUUAAUAAUCCAGAUAAUGGAAACAAACACCUCAAAGCCAUGGGAUACAUCUUGGUACAAUAA